This is a messenger RNA of Sceloporus undulatus (fence lizard), 763 nucleotides long. RefSeq names its product FSHD region gene 1 (gene FRG1). Gene Ontology annotation, molecular function: actin filament binding. Gene Ontology annotation, cellular component: nucleolus; striated muscle dense body; catalytic step 2 spliceosome. The coding region runs from base 327 to 665 and encodes 112 amino acids. The transcript has 5 exons. NCBI's taxonomy places the organism in Eukaryota, Metazoa, Chordata, Lepidosauria, Squamata, Phrynosomatidae. The record is from RefSeq and is a predicted model, not a curated record.
AGAACACACGAAACACUCCAUUGCUACCACCCAUGUCCUGUUGUGCUGUUUGCUCUCCAUUGCUAGUUUUCACAUUGUGAACAGAAAAGCUUAUCCAAUAAGCUUUCAGAGGACUGCAUUGUUUUAUAUAACACAGUUUAUAAACCAUUAACUUCAGUAAAGCUCUCAUUGAUUAAUAAUGUCAUUAUUAUUUUCUCCCUUUAAGAAUUGCAUUGAAAUCAGGUUAUGGCAAAUAUCUCGGCAUUAAUUCAGAUGGACUGGUUAUUGGACGUUCUGAUGCAAUAGGUUCAAGGGAGCAAUGGGAGCCAGUGUUUGAAGAGGGGAAAAUGGCUCUGUUAGCAGCAAACAGUUGCUUUAUCAGCUGUAAUGAAGAAGGUGAUAUAGUAGCCAAAAGUAAAACUGCAGGAAACGAGGAGAUGAUUAAGAUCAGAACAUGUGCAGAAAGAGAAGCGAAGCAAAAAGAUGAUAUUUCAGAAGAAGACAAAGGAAAUGUUAAGCAGUGUGAAAUAAACUACGUGAAAAAGUUUCAGAGUUUUCAAGAUCGUAAACUCAAAGUAAGCCAAGAAGACAGUAAAGCACUGAAAAAAGCUAGGAAAGAAGGCACUUUUCAUGAGGCCUUGCUGGACAGGAGAUCCAAACUGAAAGCUGAUCGAUACUGCAAGUAGUUGAAACCACACAUGUCUCUUUUCUUUCUGUUGGUGGCUCUUUUGUAUGUAAAUUAUUUGUAAAAACUUUUCUGUUGGAAUAAAUAUCAAUCACUCAA